Molecule: messenger RNA, 5443 nt
Organism: Anolis carolinensis (green anole)
Lineage: Eukaryota; Metazoa; Chordata; Lepidosauria; Squamata; Anolidae
Product: phosphofurin acidic cluster sorting protein 2
Exons: 19
Coding region: 73-2532 (819 amino acids)
Biological process (GO): protein localization to plasma membrane
Molecular function (GO): transmembrane transporter binding
Source: RefSeq, a predicted model, not a curated record
UUUUCGCGCUGCUGAGGCGGAGGCCGGGCUGGGCCGAGCGAGGGUCCCGGCUGCCCAGCCAGCUUCGGAGCCAUGGCCAUGGCGGCGGCAGGAGGGGCGUCUGCGGGCGGGGCGGCCUCGCUGCUGGGCUCGGGGCCCUCGGGGCCGGCGGGCGCGGGGAUGGCGGCUCCCCCGGCGGCAGCGGCGGCGGCGGGUCCCUGCGGGGCGGUCCCGGUGCCCAUGAACCUCUUCGCCACCUGGGAGAUCGACCGCUCCGCGCCCAGCUGCGUGCCCAGGCUGUGCAGUCUGCGCCUGAAAAAGCUGACCGUGUUGAGGGAACUGGACAAAGAGCUCAGCUCCGUCCUCAUCGCCGUCAAGAUUCAGGGUUCAAAGAGAGUCCUGAGAUCCAAUGAAUAUGUUCUACCCCCGGGAGGCUUGAUGGAAACCGACCUGGAACUGACCUUUUCAUUGCAGUACCCACACUUCCUGAAAAGAGAUGGCAACAAGCUUCAAAUCAUGCUCCAGCGCAGAAAAAGAUACAAGAACCGCACAAUUUUGGGCUACAAAACUCUGGCCGUGGGCAUUAUUAACAUGGCUGAGGUCAUGCAGCAUCCAACCGAUGGAGGGCAGCUUUUGGGCUUGCACAGCAACAUAAAGGAUGUGAGCAUCCGGGUGGCCGAAAUCAGCAUCUAUUCCCUCUCCAGCCAGCCCAUUGACCAUGAAGAUGGGAAUGUCCCCUCUGGUCCUAAAAUUAAAGCUUCUGACCGCUCUCCAGAUAUUGAUAAUUAUUCAGAAGAAGAGGAUGACAGUUUCUCUUCUGAGCAGGAAGCCAGUGAUGAUGCAGUCCAAGGCCAGGAUUUAUAUGAUGAAGAAGACGAAGUGCGGAAGCCGAAGAAAGCCAGGCGGAAAAUGAUCAGAACCACCUCGAUGACAAGACAACCAAACUUCAAGCAGAAAUUCGUUGCCUUGCUGAAGAGGUUCAAAGUGACUGAUGAGGUUUUGGAUUCUGACCCAGUGGAUCAGACUCAGGAGGUGGAGGAAGACCUGGGCCUGCUUUAUGAUAGCCUUGAGGAAUGCAACAACAGUGACAGUGGUCCAGAAAUAGAGGAUAACGAAAGUGUCCACAGCACUCCUAAGCCCACUUUGAGGCGCUUUUUUGAGGGUGUCUCUCACUCUGGUUCCCAGACUGAGAUCAGCAGUCUGCACGGCCAAAAAGGGCAGGAGCGAGAGUCGGGCAGCCCUGGAGAAGCGGAGAAACGAAAAGUGGGUGCCCCUCGUACCCAAGAUGAGACUGCCAUGGAAACCGCAGCCGUGGACUUGGAGGCCGAGGAGUCCUGUCCUGGAGGGCCAGCAGAGACGGUCCUGAAAGAAAGCAGUGUGGACAGACUAGCCCAGCUGAGCAACAUCAACAAGCCUGAGUUCCCAGCUACUGUUUCUCCCAGCAAAGCUGAGAACAAGCAGCUGUGGCGACCUCGCAGCAUGUCAGUCAAGGACAGGCAGAACUCCAAGGGUCACAGUGACCGAACAGGCAGCCUGGACAGCGAGAGCUCACCAGACUCCCGGCAGAACACCCAGGUGCCUCGGAAGUCUGUGUAUGACCAACUCAACCAGAUCCUGGUCUCAGAUGAACAGCUGCCAGAGAGCAUCAUUCUGGUGAACAUCACUGAGUGGCAAGGCCAGUAUCUGUGUGACCAGCUCCAAGAUCACAAGCAGCCCAUUGUCUCCACCUGCUCCAUGGCGGAUGUCCAGGCUGCCUUCAACACGAUUGUUGCUCGUAUUCAGAGAUACUGUAAUUGCAAUUCCCACAUGCCUCCCCCAGUGAAAGUGGCCGUGGCAGGGGAUCAGAGCUACCUGAGCAUCGUCCUGCGCUUCUUUGUGGAGCAGCUGGCCAGCAAGACUCCAGACUGGCUCAACUACCUCCGUUUUCUCGUGGUGCCCUUGGGCUCUCACCCCCUGGCCAAGUACCUUGGUUCUGUGGAUAACAGGUACAGCACCUUGUUCCUCGAUGCAGCUUGGAGAGAACUCUUUAGCAAACUUGAACCCCCAAAUUCAGAUGCUGUGGACGUCCCUGGUCGGAUCACCCAGUUCAUCUCGGGCGCCAACAUAUCCCAUCAGCUGCCCAUUUCUGAGGCCAUGUUAACCUACAAACAGAAGAGUUCGGUUAUGUGGGGUACUUCAGGCCCUUCUGUUCUCUGCUUGCCCCUGCAGCCAACGGGGAUGGUUACACAGUACGUAUGGCUGGCUUGCUGCACUCGUGGGGGAGCUUCUUGGGAAUUUGGGGUGCCAAGGGGAGCGGGAAAGCUCAUUUUGCUUUGGGGCUGGAAUUCUUCCUGGGUUGAAUGCAACCAUGGGCAUGCAUGGUGGUGCUUUCUAGACACCUCGACGCAGGCAUGGUGGCACGUUCGUACCCUGAAAGCAGGAGCUCCCCUCCGGAUUCAUUUCAGAGCAUGGGUUCAAAGGGCAGCAAAACAGGUGCCAGGAUAUUCACAGGACCACUGCCUUCACAUUGUCAUUUCAUUUGACGCACCACUGAAGUUUAGUGGUCUGUUUUAGCAAAAUGUGAGCAGUCAAAAAUCAUGCAGCAGAGAUACGCAAUGAGUAAAUUGAGAUCCUGUCACUUGGACUGGGGUCCUUAGAGCACCACGAUUCCAUUUUAACUGCCUUGGUAACAUCCUGUGUGGAAUCCCAGGAUUUGCAAUUUAGGGAGAGAGAGGUGUUUAGAAUUCUCAGGCAAAGAGUUCUAGUGCCUCACCAAACUACAAAUCCCAGGAUUCCAUUGGAGAACAAUGGUACUUUAAGCUGGAAUAGGGCUGUAAGUGUAUAGUGUUGGGAUUUCUGGGACCCCAACCCAGACAAGAUGGAAACCAUCUGCUUGCUUUUAGGGAAGAGUGAAGAGUGACCAGCUCAAGCCUGACCUCUGUUCCCAGGAUGCUUGCACUUCAUGCCUUGCUUAUUAGUUACAUUUAUAACCCGCUCUUCCUCCAGUGAGCUCAAGGUGGAGUACAUGACUCCAUUUCCCCCAGUACAUUUUCACAACAACCCUGUGAUGUAGGUCAGAUUGCAAGAGGCAAAGAGAGCAACUAGUCCAGAGUCACCAGGGAGUUUCAUAGAUCUGUGGGGUCUGGAACACGGACCCCCUCACACUGAUCAUUAGACUACACUGUCCGCAACUCAUUGCCUUACUUUCCCCUGUGCUAGCUUGAUCCAAUGAGCCAUUGCUGGGGCAGCCAACACCAGCAAUUGUUUAUAGCCUUGUGAUGGGAAAAGAAGGGGUCCAGGAUUAUGGGUCAUGGAGAGGGUCUGUUGACUCAUUGGACCAGGCACUUGGCAGCUGAGGAGGAGGAAAUGAGCAGAAUUUGACUGGAGAUGAGAAGUCACCUUUAGUUGAACAACCUCAGAUUGUAAACCAAGCAGAGUUCUCCAGGGAGAUCUUAAGUUAUGAAGGGAGUAAAUCCUUAGUUGGUGUGUCAUUCAGUUGCUAUCCAAAUUGUAAAAUACCCCAAGGAAUGUUUUGGGGGCUACCAAAGCACAAAGGUUGUGAGCAUUGUGCUCAUUAUGUACAUGGUCACCAAAGACUGUGCAGCACAGUCAUCUUGAGGAAGCCAAAUGUCUUUAGCCAGCCUGUAGCAUUCAGCUCUGGGAAGAUCUGAAUUUCAAGCCAGGGUCACUUGAGCCCAGUUUACUGAGGAUGUGUUUGGUGAGUCAAUGCUGUGUAAUGGAAGAAGCACACUAAACCAGCCAUGUGAUCCAAGACAGUAACAAGAAGCCAGGAUAUGAGGAAUUUUAAAAGUAUGCACAGAUACAACUAAUUCCAACCAGAGCUGCCACACUAAAUCCAGUCACUAAAUUCCAGCUAGAUUAGACCCAUUGAAUUGGUUGACUUACCAUUUAAUAAUUAUUUUAAUGGGGUAGCUCUGGUUGGAAUUAUCAAUUGGGUGUAGUCCAUUGUCAUUAAGGCCAAUAAUAUAGUUGCAUCCAAUCUUCUCUCACUAAGACUCCAACACUAAAAGUCACCUGAAUUUGGACUUGAAUUUUCACUUUCCCUUCCUUCUCUGUACUCCCUGAAAUACAUAUAGACCUUUUCUUAAAAACAGUGAACAGUAGUGCAGAUGCAGAGUUUCUAGAGACUUUUUUAUUAUUUCUCUGGCAACUGGCCUCCGCAUUCCUGGCAGAAUUGGCUUGGGGAUUCUGGAAGUGGGAAGUCUAAAAAAGGAACUUGUCCAAGCUCUGAUCCUGGAAUGCCCUGGAAAGUGGAAGAGAUCCAGGGCAUGCAUUUAGGGGCUCUGUUGGGGUGCAAAGGAUGCCUUGAAAGUGGAAAAGCUGAUAGCCACUUCACCUGCUCCACUCUCAGCCUGUUGAUCCUUGGCAUUGAAUAGAAAGGAUUUUGUGCAUUGUUGCUACAUGUGGGAAGAAAGGCCCCAGAGCCUGCCAAGGUACUGGCAUAGUAUAAUGUGAAAACAAAACAGGAAGGCGGCAGUGCCAGGUGUUGGCAUAGUUGCUAACCAACUGUGUGCUAUUCUUCAGCAAAAGGGCCUUCUGCCAGGGAUGCAGAAGUGACAAAACAAUGGAAGAAGGUGCUUUUUAGAAGCAUUUCAAUUAAAUCAGUUUAGGCACUACAAUAAGCUGGAGCAAUUUUCUACAAACACCAAAACACUCACAGACAACCCACUCUUUAAGAGGUUUUAUCUCCUGUUAUGUGUUCUCAGUCCCAAACUCAAGUCAGUUUGGUUCACAGUCCUCUCUUUCUUCCCACAAUCUGCCAUCAUAGUUGUCUUACCAUUUAGGCAACUACAACAACCUUCAUUGGUGGACAUUAUAUCAACCUUGAAGAUAUAAAAAUGAAUUCUAGCUUUUGGUUGUCUGAUGGGCUCUGGGGCACAUUUAUUUAUUUAUUUACAGCAUUUAUAUUCCGCCCUUCUCACCCCGAAGGGGACUCAGGGCGGAUCACAUUACACAUAUAGGCAAACAUUCAAUGCCUUUUAACAUAGAACAAAGACAAGACAAACAUAGGCUCCGAGCGGGCCUCGAACUCAUGACCUCCUGGUCAGAGUGAUUCAUUGCAGCUGGUUGCAGCUGGCUUGCUCUCCAGCCUGUGUCACAGCCUAUACCAUGCCUAUACCAUGCUAACUGAAUUCUGGGGGGAAGGAUGAUCCCAUUGCAAGAAUCAUGUCAUCCCAAGCCAGGCAUGCCUGCAGCCCCUCUUCUUCUCCCAUGUUGGUGAAAGGAUACAGAACAUGGAAGUGUGACGUCAUCCCCAGAAUCCUCCACUUGGCACAACCAGUGGCCAUUAUGGAUGGAAAAUUCUGAGGGUUCAGUCCCCCAAAAGUAUGGCUUCCAAAGUUGGGCAAAAGAGGAGUGUUGGUGGCCCCAGCUGCGUUGAGUGAGGUGGCCGUGUCUUGACCACUUAUGUUCCAGCAGUGCUUAUGCCUCUCCCUCUUCUUGGUUUUUGUUUUUGUGUUGGGCA